GCACCAUAAACGCCACAAACGCCAUCGUCUUGACACAAGAUGGCAACACUGAUAUCAAUGCGAUUGGCAGGACGAAGCUUGUCUCGACAGCUCAAUCGUCGCCAUGGUUGGUUGGCGUCACACUUGUUGUCCUACAACACCGUCCAAGCCACAACAACACUACUACAAGCAAGAUUGUAUAAUACGACAUCUCAUCACUACUACGUCUCACCAGACGAUGAUACAGACCAAAAAGCGCAAGUAGUCCAACCACUCGUAUCCCUUUGUCACGCCCAAUUGCAGUAUCCCCAAAGCACCUUUACACUCCACGCCACUAAGUUGGAUAUUGGCCAUGCUCGUCACGGUGGUCAUGUCAUUUUGGGACCCAAUGGAGCGGGGAAAAGUCUCAUUAGCAAUGCUAUUGCGCAAGCAUUCCAACAGCAUCGAGCUAAACUAAAACGACAGCAACAACCUGCACAUGACGACGACGACGACACAGAUAAUACUACUUACUUUCAGACGGGACACAUGAGUCUGAGUGACGAUCAAGUCUGGCAUGGCCAAGCCGUGGCGCACGUGUCUUUUGAAUCGCACGAGGAGCUAUUGGCACUGCGAGAAGACAAUGAUGAACCCAUUUCGGUCCAAAAAGCCAUUGCCAGUGGUGGGGCACUCAACAAGGCUGCACAAUUCUUGGUCGUACGCUUUGGACUCUUUCCCUUGUUGCAUCGACAAGUCACAUCCCUCAGCACGGGAGAAAUUCGCAAAGUAUUGCUCGUCAAAGCAUUGGCCCAUCGACCGCGAUUGCUCGUACUUGACAAUGCCUUUGAUGGAUUGGAUGUUCCCAGUCGCACGGCGUUGAAGGAUUUGGUCGAACGGACAUUGCAAGGAUUUCGACCGGAUAUACUCGUCCAGGCGGUCGAUGCCAAAGCCACGGCACAUACACAAGUCGUCAUGAUGACGCAUCGAGCCGAAGAAAUUGUGGAUUCCAUGCAGACCGUCAGUUAUCUGGUGCAAAAACAAGAGACCCACGAUGACGGCAAUCAUGUGCAAACAAUAAUCCACACCGAGGAGCGGCAGGGACGAUCCGGGCAGGACUUGUUGCAGCGUGCACUGUUACAGGAUGCUGCCAACAACGAUACUUCAAAGGAAGAAUCGUUGUCGUUGACAUGGCCCGAGGAAAACGACAAUAAUGAUUCCAUGUCGUCACUGCCAAGUCCUCAAACAGUGCAGGCAUGGUGGCAACAGGGGCGUUCCGAAACCACGUCGGUAGUACAACAGAAACCACUGGUUUCCAUGACAAAUCUCACAAUGCAGCGUGGACAGGCAACAUUGCUAAAGGAUUUGAAUUGGACAGUCGAACGGGGACAUCACUGGUGGAUUGCAGGAGGAAAUGGGGUUGGGAAAUCGACACUCAGUCGACUAUUGGCACGGCAACAGCAGCAAAGUGGAAUUGUACAAGGAACCUUGGAGGUCGUUGUUUCGGACGAUAAUGAUGACAAUACUGAAACCGGAGAUCGCCGUCGAAGGGGAGUCGGAUGGGUCUCCACAGAAGAGCACAUGGCAUUGGCAAGGUCGCCACGAUCCAUAAAAGACGUAUUGACCAGCCACUAUGCUGCGACAACAACAACAGCAACCAGCCACAAUGCCACAACGCCUCUUAAAGUCGCAACCUGCGUGUUGCAGUGGCUGGAUAUGCCCGCCCACGACCAGUUUUUGCAAAGACCGUUUGCCCAACUGUCACAGGGAGAACAAAAGCUUGUCUUGAUUGCAGCGGCACUAGCUGCUCGGCCCAAACUGCUCGUAUUGGAUGAACCAUGCCAAGGAUUGGAUGCCAUCAAGCGCAAGAGAGUCUUGCAGUUGGUGGAACGGAUCAUCUCAUCUACCCAAGAAAGCAAUGAUAUACAGCUCAUUUACAUAACACACCACCCGGAAGAGGUCAUGCCCAGUAUAAGUCACGUCCUGCAUUUGGCCAAGGGGCAAGACGUGUUCCAGGGGUCCAGGGACGAGUACGAUGCCGAUAUCGUGGCAAAAAGGGCAGAUUCUGUUAGUAGUGCAAACAACAACACCAGCAGCAGUGCAAAGAAGACACUGGUCUGA
Messenger RNA from Seminavis robusta, 2076 nucleotides. The record is from the annotation of a GenBank genome assembly. Lineage: Eukaryota; Bacillariophyta; Bacillariophyceae; Naviculales; Naviculaceae.